Molecule: messenger RNA, 771 nt
Organism: Calliphora vicina (urban bluebottle blowfly)
Lineage: Eukaryota; Metazoa; Arthropoda; Insecta; Diptera; Calliphoridae
Exons: 1
Coding region: 1-771 (256 amino acids)
Source: RefSeq, a predicted model, not a curated record
AUGCGCGUAUUUGUGAUACUUUGCUUUGUGGCUGUGGCCUGUGCCGAUCAAUUGGGUUACAAUUAUCAACCUGUUGGUCAUGGCUCUGACAGCCUACCAAGUUAUGCAGCACCACAAGGUGGAGCCGAUUAUGCUGCUGGAUCUCAAGGCGUUCCUAGCUAUGCUGGUCCUCAAGGUGAUUUGGGUCAAGCUUCCCAUAAUGAUGCCGCUUACGCUCCUCAAGCUGAACUCGACAAGGAAUUCUUCACCUACAGUGCCAACGAAGAUGACUUCAAUGAUCCCGCUGCCUCCAACCAAUUGGCCAACUCUGUGAAACAAGGUCUUCGUGUUGUUUUCAUUAAGGGCCCCGAAAACAAGGGACUUGAAGAUGCUGCCCUCGCCUUGGCCAAACAAGCUGCUGAUCAAAAGACCGCCAUCUAUGUGCUUAACAAACAAGCCGAUCUCGGUAACUUGGCUGACAAAUUGAACAACCUCAACAAGAACAGCAACAACAAACCCGAAGUACACUUUGUCAAGUACCGCACUCCCGAAGAUGCUGCUAACGCUCAAAAGGCCAUUCAAGGUCAAUACGAUUCAUUGGGAGGUCCUUCUCAAUCUCAUAAUGGUGGUGUAGCUCCUGUUUUGAACUUUGCUUCCCAAGCUCCUGUUUCCAACCAUGGUGCUGCUUCCUCACCAUCUUCAUCAUACAUUCCUCCUGCAUCUGGUUCUAUUGCAUCUGGUCCAAGUGCUUCUUACCUUCCAGCUUCCAUUUUCCGCCGUUCCCGUUUGUAA